Molecule: messenger RNA, 819 nt
Organism: Chrysochloris asiatica (Cape golden mole)
Lineage: Eukaryota; Metazoa; Chordata; Mammalia; Afrosoricida; Chrysochloridae
Product: F-actin-capping protein subunit alpha-2-like
Exons: 2
Coding region: 1-819 (272 amino acids)
Biological process (GO): actin cytoskeleton organization; barbed-end actin filament capping
Cellular component (GO): F-actin capping protein complex; actin cortical patch
Molecular function (GO): actin filament binding
Source: RefSeq, a predicted model, not a curated record
AUGGCGGAUCUAGAGGAGCAGUUGUCUGAUGAGGAGAAGGUGCGGAUAGCAGCAAAAUUCAUCAUUCAUGCCCCUCCAGGAGAAUUCAGUGAGGUGUUUAAUGAUGUUCGAUUACUGCUUAACAAUGAUAAUCUUCUCAGGGAAGGAGCAGCCCAUGCAUUUGCACAGUAUAACUUGGACCAGUUUACUCCGGUAAAAAUUGAUGGCUGUGAAGAUCAGGUAUUGAUAACAGAACAUGGUGACUUGGGAAAUGGAAAGUUUUUGGAUCCAAAAAACAGAAUCUGUUUCAAAUUUGAUCACCUAAGAAAGGAAGCCACCGAUCCAAGACCCUAUGAAGCAGAAAAUGCAAUUGAGUCAUGGAGAACUUCAGUAGAAACUGCUCUACGUGCUUAUGUAAAAGAACAUUACCCAAAUGGAGUUUGCACUGUAUAUGGUAAAAAAAUAGAUGGACAGCAGACAAUUAUUGCAUGCAUAGAAAGCCAUCAGUUCCAAGCAAAAAACUUUUGGAAUGGUCGUUGGAGGUCCAAGUGGAAGUUUACAAUCACUCCUUCAACCACUCAAGUGGUUGGCAUCUUGAAAAUUCAGGUUCAGUACUAUGAAGAUGGUAAUGUUCAACUAGUGAGUCAUAAAGACAUACAAGAUUCCCUGACAGUGUCUAAUGAGGUGCAAACAAAUCAGAACAUUAUUAGUGGCCCAGAGUACAGUAUUGCUGUGUUGAUAGUAUUUAAAGGAGAUGAAAACAACGUGAUUUAUGAGGUCUCCCAUGUUGACUUUCAAGAAACAUCCAGUACAGUAUUUAAUAAUCUAGGGAACCUCUAA